AUGAAUGUUCUGUCUUGUGCUCAGGUUCGCACUCUUGAUCUGAGUUUCAACCAGUUCUCUGGUUUCGUUCCGGUUCAAAACCUCUCCGGUUUGCCCAAUUUGACCCGUUUGAAUCUCUCCUACAACCGGUUCUCGGAGGAACAUAUCUCGGAUUCCGACUUCUUCAAACGGUUUAACGCCUCGAGUUUCAUACAGUCCGGUGUUCUUCCCAAUGCCAAGCGUUACAAGAUGAAAGUUUUGGUCUUGUUGAUUCUGUUUCCGAUAAUGGUGAUUUUGCUCUGUUUUUGCUUGGGAUGGUUGUGUCUCAAAAGACCUGAUUACUUGCCAAGAACUUGUCGGAGAAGCCACAAGUUCACAUCCGCGAUUCUCGAGGCAGCCACCGACGAGUUUUCAGAUCAGAAGCUUGUGAGCAAGAGCAAUGGAGUCGAUAUCUUCAGAGGCACGUUAAAGGACGGGACAGAGGCAAAGAUCGAGGUUUACACGGAGAAGGUUUCAAAAGAGAAGAGGACUGCGUUCGCUGAGGAAUGCGAGGCGGUUUUUAAGCUGAGACACAAGAAUCUGGUGAGAGUUUUGGGUUGGUGUAAUAGCAGAAACAUGAGAGCUUUGGUUACGGAGUGGACUAAUGGAGAAAAUGUUGAGAAUUGGCUAAAUUCUUCAUCGGCUUCUUCGUGGAGAAGAAGAUUAAGAGUGGUUAUGGGAGUUGUUGAAGGUAUUUUCUAUCUUUCGGAGGAAUGGCCUGAGAUUACAUUUGAUCUCAGCACAAGCAGUGUUUUGUUGUCUGAUGGUGAUCAAGAACCGUUGAUUUCUCAAUUCAGGAUUGGAGAUGGAAACAAUUCAUCAACAAAUAUAUUCAACUUUGGAAUGUUUCUUUUGGAGAUGAUUACAAAUCUAAGGCAUGAUGAGGAACAAGAAGAUUCGGAGAGGAGGUAUCUUGAGUAUAUAAGAGUUCAUUAUCCGGAUAAUCUUGGGAGAGUGAUUGAUGAGAAGAUGAAGAUUGAGGACAGAACGGUGGAGAAAGUCAAGCAAGCGAUCACACUUGGACUUACGUGUACUGAUAAGCCACCAUUGAAGCAGCCAAGCUUGACGCAGAUUUAUGACAUGGUUACUUCUUUGUAUGAGUCUAGCUCAAGGCAUCACUAA
This is a messenger RNA of Microthlaspi erraticum, 1140 nucleotides long. NCBI's taxonomy places the organism in Eukaryota, Viridiplantae, Streptophyta, Magnoliopsida, Brassicales, Brassicaceae. The record is from the annotation of a GenBank genome assembly.